GGAUGCGCGUUAUUUUCUGACGCCAGAAUAUGGCGCACAAUUAACCACACAAGUAUUCAACUUUAGUACAAAAUAUCUAUUUCAGUUCCACUCGAAUCGUGGUAUUUACAAAUACAUUAAUUUCCUAUUGAUCGCUACUAUCGUAAUCUAUGGACAUCCGACCGAUUAUUUCGACGGAAUCGUGAGUAAAGAUGUCAAGAGCUGCAGAAAAAGAAGCGAGUGAGGUUCUUCAUUCUUUAUUAUCAGUGGAACGUAUUGAAAAACAAGAACACACGGAAACUUUUCAAACAAAUGGAACAAACGGAGAGACUGCAGAAGCAGAAACACAAAUUCAAUGGCAUACCCCAGUUUCAAUUGCUGGGCACAACAUUUUUUCUUCGAUCGAUGGGGCAACUCAGUUUUCACAAACGAUUGAUAAUCAACAGGUAAUUUGGGAGGAACAUACAAUGGAAACCGAACACCAUAUAAAUUCAAUAUACGCAACGACGAUGCAAACUACGAGUGCUGAUGAUGAUCAACUUCAAGAAUCGGAACCGGUAAAGAAAAAAUUAAAGCCGGCCUCGAAAUUGUUGGUAAAAAAAUUGAAAGUGAUUAAAAAGAAAAAGAAAUUUCUGCCGUUAGAAGGAUCGAUGGAGCCGACUAAAUUAGAAGAGAGCGCUACGCAGGUAAAAGAACGUUUUAGACGUGGUUGUGAGUGUCAGGACGAAAGUUGUUUUCGUGGUUUAAAUCCCGACAGCGUUUAUAAACACCGAUUAAACAUAGCCGAAUUAACAAAAGGCGAACAUGACAUGUAUUUAAUGGGUGUUACAAUGGCGUGUUUGGCGAAUCCCGAUACAACGGUCCGGCAUAAAGAACGACGACGUCUUCGAUCGCAAUACGUUUAUCAAGGUAGACGGGUUUGCCUCGAUGCGUUUUUAUACUUAGAAAAUUGUACUCAUUAUCAGUUGAAACGAAUUCGAAAACACGUAAUGACGCAUGGUGUAGCACCUCGAGUACACGGUAAUCAUGGUAAAAAACCCCACAACACCUUUUCUUUAGAUAUUUAUAGACAUGCUACAGAAUUUUUAAAACAAUACCUCGAACAACACACAAACGAAGCAAACGUUAGUAAUUCGAAACAAAUCAUUCAAUUACCAUGGGAUAUAACGCGUAAAAAUGUACAUGAUGCGUACAAAGAGUACGGAGAAGUAACUGAUCCUGGAAUUAAAUUAAUGGGUUAUUCAACAUUUCGACAUUUUAUGAAAGAACAAUUUCCUCAUGUGAAAUUUUCUAAAGUUGAACUUAAAAAUGCUGCCGGUCAACAACACCAACAACAACAAACGUUGCAACAAACUCCUCAAACGGACUCUAAUCAAACCACUACAAUACAAAUACAGCAAAUACCUAAACAACAAUUACAAACGAAUGUUGAAAGACCGCGUGAACAACAACUUCCGAAAUGUAUUAUUAAUCAGGAUGUACAACAAGUUAUUCCAUUAGUUGUGGCUCCUCCGCAUGGUGAUGCUGGAGGUGGUCAACAUCAUCAGCAAGCGACAUUUUUGGUUACGCCCGUCCAACAAUUGUUACCUAACGGGAAUAUUGUUACCGCUACACAGACCAAUAACCAUGCCACUUCGAAUACAUUUUCGUAUCAACUAGCGAAUACGGGAUAUGUGAUAAAUGAACACCAUACACCGUAUGCGUUUAAUCGUAUGUAAGUAUUUUUUUUUGUUUAUUAAUUACACCUCAAAUUGAAUUUAGUUUUUA
Molecule: messenger RNA, 1746 nt
Organism: Onthophagus taurus
Lineage: Eukaryota; Metazoa; Arthropoda; Insecta; Coleoptera; Scarabaeidae
Source: RefSeq, a predicted model, not a curated record